Messenger RNA from Macrosiphum euphorbiae (potato aphid), 699 nucleotides. NCBI's taxonomy places the organism in Eukaryota, Metazoa, Arthropoda, Insecta, Hemiptera, Aphididae. The record is from the annotation of a GenBank genome assembly.
AUGAUACCAGAUAGUUAUAGACAAACCUGUAAUUUACAAACCAUUCGUAUAAAUUGCAAGGGAACAAUGGACGGUGAAAAACUAGAUCAAGCAGAUGGAACAUAUCUGUCCGUAUACGUAGGUAAGCUAUGUUCAAUUCAAUUAUUGAGAGGAGAAGACGACGAAGAAGCAACCAUAAUGCAAUUCGGGUUGAGUGGAGACAGGAUAAUAAUUAAACAAUUCCUUAUAGAACCCACCACUAAUCAAAAUUAUCAAAUAAACAACCAAUCAAUGGAACCUCUAGAAAAGGAAACCAGAAAACGAUCAUUAUCCGACAAAUUGGAAACAACCACCCCGUCAAACCACACUGAACGUACAGUAACAAACUCUCCAGAACAAAUAAAAUCAGAUGCAAUUAUCUCUACGCCUACUACAACCACUCAGGUACAAAAUGAAGAAAAUAUCACAAAGCAACUGGGUACAACAACCACCCAAUCCAACGUUUUCACCACUGUCAAGGAAUCGCACGUGAACGCCACAAUUGUUGAAGAAAAUACUGAAAUUAAUAAACUAAGGGAUGUAACAGAAUCUAAAGAAUCCAUAGGGUCAACUACAAUAUGCAAUGAACCAACUAAUAGAAACGGGUUAGAAUCAAAAAAUAUAUAUAUUAAGUAUUAUAAUGGGAAUAGUAAUAUUAGUCAUGAUGAUAUCAGCAAUUAA